Molecule: messenger RNA, 1686 nt
Organism: Calliphora vicina (urban bluebottle blowfly)
Lineage: Eukaryota; Metazoa; Arthropoda; Insecta; Diptera; Calliphoridae
Gene: scf
Product: Calumenin scf
Exons: 1
Coding region: 166-1137 (323 amino acids)
Cellular component (GO): endoplasmic reticulum
Molecular function (GO): calcium ion binding
Source: RefSeq, a predicted model, not a curated record
AGAUUUAAAAAAUAAAUCAGUGGAGCUUCAUCUUUACACUCAAUUAAGUGAGAACAUUCUUAGAGUAAAGUACACGUAUACCAUCUGGAUAGUUUGGCCCAGCAUUAGAAAGAAAAAUAGAAUAAACAGGAAGUAGUGAAAAAAUAGUUGAAAACUUUGUACAAUAUGUUUAAAGUCUUCCUUUUGUGUUUGGCUUUCAUUGCCGUGGUAGCGGCUGUACCCAAGCCCGACGAAGUAGCUGGCCACAAUCCUUUGGAACAGGAUUCUUUGCAUGCUGGUCACUUUGGCCAUGGCCAACAUAAUGCCCAGUAUGAUCAUGAACAAUUCUUGGGAGAAGAUGAAGCAAAAACAUUCGAUCAGCUAGCUCCAGAGGAGAGUAAAAGACGUUUAGGUCUUAUUGUGGAUAAAAUUGAUGAAGAUAAUGAUGGUUUAAUUACUAUAUCGGAAUUGAAAAAAUGGAUUGAAUACACACAAAGACGUUACAUCGAUGAAGAUGUAGACCGCCAAUGGAGAACACACAAUCCCGAUGGUAACCUUACUAUCUCUUGGGAAUCUUACAGGCGUGAUGUGUAUGGCUUCAUGGAUGGUCUCAGCAAGGACGAAAAAGAGCACGAGGAAAAUGGUAUUUCUUAUCAGAACAUGUUGAGUCGAGACCGCCGUCGUUGGGGUGUUGCCGACCAGGAUUUGGAUGAUGCUUUGACAAAAGAGGAAUUUACUGCCUUCUUACAUCCCGUAGAUCAUCCUACAAUGCGUGAUGUCGUUUUGUCGGAAACCAUUGAAGAUAUUGACAAGAAUAAGGAUGGUAAAAUCUCCAUUGAAGAAUAUAUUGGCGAUAUGUAUACCGCUCCUGAAGAAGGUGAGGAAGAGCCUGAAUGGAUCAUCAGUGAACGUGAAACCUUUGCUAAAUUCCGUGAUGUAGAUGGUGAUGGUUUCCUGAAUCGCGAAGAAGUUAGAGCCUGGAUUGUGCCCAACGAUUUUGAUCAUGCUGAAAGUGAAGCCAAACAUUUGGUCUACGAAGCCGACAAUGAUGGUGAUGAACAAUUGACCAAAGCUGAAAUUCUUGAUAAGUAUGAUGUCUUUAUUGGCUCCAAAGCUACUGAUUUCGGUGAGGCUCUUGGCCGUCAUGAUGAAUUCUAAAUUUCUACUCAUAUACUUCGCUAAACCAGCACAGAGCUGAUAUAAAUUUAAUUAUCUACCUCUGUAGCUGUUGGAUUGAUCAAAAAUCAUUCUCGAAUACUCUGCUAUUUUUGUGCUUUACUUAAAUUUUAAUAUUAGUUUUAAAAAACUUAGCUUAAUUCUGUUUUGAUAAAAGCAAACGGAACAAAAAAAAAAACAUGUAUCAUGUAUCAGUGUAUUUAAAAUUAAAUCCAUUAUCUUUUUCUUUAUACAUUUAUAUACAUAACUCUAACUAUAUACAAAUGCCAUUUGGAGAUUGUUAUGAAUGUGCAUUCUAUGCCAUGUGUAGAAUAUCCAGAAUCUCUUGUUUUAUGCCAAAUAGUAAAUAAUAAUUUUCUUGUUUAUUUUUUUUUAUUUUAAAAAAGCUGUUUUGUACUAAUUCUAAGUAAUUUUGUCUAUGUUAUUAAAACUAAUUCAAACAUACAUUUUAAUGUGAAUUCAAAUUGCAUUUAAUUUAAAUGAACCAACAAAAAAAAAAUGAAAAUACAUACAUUCUAUUUUUAAAUAAAA